AUGUCAAACUCGGUUUCCGACGAGGUAGCAGAGGACUACAAAAGCUCCUUGGAGGAUCUUAUCACCAACGAUCGCUUCCAGAUCAGUAAUCUGACUGUCAUUGCGAAGGAGAACACAGAACAUGCAGAGGCUAUUUCCAAGGUGCUGGAGGAUCAUAUUCGAUCUAUCCCGCCGCCGCAGAAGCUGCCCGCUCUUUAUGUAGUUGAUUCCAUCGUCAAGAAUGUCGGAACCCCCUACACUCUCUUCCUGGGACGGAAGAUGUUCCAGACAUUCAUAAAUGCGUACACCCUGGUCGAUUCGCAGACUCGCCGCAAGCUGGAUGAGAUGCUCAAAACAUGGAAGGAGCCUGCUGCAGGCUCGUUGGACACUCGCCCGGUCUUCCCGCCCCAGAUCACUCGCGAUAUCGAAAACGCUCUGAUUAAGGCGCGCACCGCAUUCCUGGACUCACAACGUUUGAGAGGUCAACCGGAGAUCAACCGCGGUCGUGGUAGCGUAACGCCAACGGGAUGGGCCAAUAGCCCUACUCCACCGGGCAUUUCUCGACAAAACCCGCCUUAUAAUCAUGGAGGCAUCUCAAGAACUGCGACUCCCCCUCAAGGACAGCUUCAAGAUGUGGACUUGGUGACCCUGAACCGGGACCUAGAGGCCUUGAUAGCCUCAGCACGGAAUGACUUUGCGAACAGUCCUUUCAAUCCUACAACUCAACAGCGGCUCAAGUCUCUGCUUGAUCUCCAGCUCAUCAUGCAGCGCCAGCAACUUACUCCCGAGGAGCGGAAGCUCGUUCGAAAUCAACUGUCCUCGUUUAAAAUUCCUCAGCCAGCACCUGUCCAAGCACACAAUUCCUUAGUACCAGCCCCAGCUCCUUCAGCGUCGACACCACCAACCCAACCUGCAUCCCAAUCGUUCCCGCAGAUGCUGAAUUCCGAGACCAUUGCGGAGCUCCUCAAAGCGACUGCCGUGAGCCAACAACCCACUCCCCCUCCCCAGAUUUCCAAUAUUCUCCCUACAAUGCCUCAGAUCCCUCCAACCAGCAAUACACCGCAACCAGCCGAGAAUCCCAUCAUCGCCGCUCUCCGUUUACGAGGGCUUUUGCCUCCUGCAUCGGCCCCGCCAGCCAUGGGCUCGGCUGGAACACCUCCCCCAGGCUCUCUACCCUUCUUCAUCCCUGGUCAGCUACGAGCUACGCCGCCUGUUGCAACUCCUCAGGCAUCAACUCCAGUCGGCUCGUCAUCCACAGUGCCCAUGAAUACUAUCUCGAUGAAGAUUCCUCGGAUUGCGCUCGUUGUUUCCCUCUACGAUGCGAAAUCUAAUAGGUGUGGUACCUGUGGUCGCCGUUUUCCGGCUACUGCAGAGGGCCGAGAGAAGAAAGCCCGGCAUUUGGACUGGCACUUUAAGACCAACCAGCGCAUGGUAGAGGCUACCAAGCGAGCUCAGACUCGUAGCUGGUACGUCGACGAAGGGGAUUGGAUUCAGUCUCGUGAGGCCGAUGAUGACCAAGGCACAGAAGAUGCCGAGGCCACUGCCGAAGGAGCCGCUGGUGCUGAUAGUAACGACAGCAAGAAAGGCCCGCCGAAGCAGUGGAUUCGGGCUCCCAACGAUGCCGUGCUGCGCAAUACCCCUUGUCCCAUCUGCCAGGAGAAAUUUGAAUCGACUUGGUCCGAAGAGGUGCAAGACUGGAUCUGGCAGGAUGCCAUCACUGUCAGUGGUCGAAUCUAUCAUGCCAGCUGCUACGAUGAAGUCACCAAGGAUGGGCCAGGUCCACGCAGCUUCACACCUCAAGCACGAACAGCCACGCCAGAUUCCGUGCUUGGCAAACGAAAAGCCGAGGGCAUUGAAUCUCCCGGGUCUAAAGUGCGUAUUAAGAUGGAGUCAUAA
This is a messenger RNA of Penicillium pulvis, 1875 nucleotides long. RefSeq names its product putative mRNA cleavage factor complex component Pcf11. The record is from RefSeq and is a predicted model, not a curated record. Gene Ontology annotation, molecular function: RNA polymerase II complex binding; mRNA binding. Gene Ontology annotation, cellular component: cytoplasm; mRNA cleavage factor complex. The transcript is spliced from 6 exons. Gene Ontology annotation, biological process: termination of RNA polymerase II transcription. Bases 1 to 1875 code for a protein of 624 amino acids. NCBI's taxonomy places the organism in Eukaryota, Fungi, Ascomycota, Eurotiomycetes, Eurotiales, Aspergillaceae.